AUGUCAACGAAACAAUUCCAUCUCUUAGGCGAAGCUGCCUCUACAGCUCGAGAAAUCGAGCUACCACCCAAUGUAGACUUUGAAGAGCUACAGGGCAUCGUCGCAUCACACUUUGCAAUCGUCAAGCCAAGCGGCGUCGGUUUCGUUCACGAUGACCGUAAGCUCAACGCUGUCUCCGAAGUCCUUGAGACGGACGAACCCAUCGCAGUCUCUAUCAACGGUAACGCCGUCCGAGAAGUCCCCGGCCCAGGAGGCAUCCCAUACUUUGGCAACUAUCUCGAAAUCUACCCCGACCAUCUCGGCAACCAUCAACGACUCUUUGAGAAGUACGGACCGCUUUUUACAACAAACAGCAUGGGCAACCGUCUGUACCAAACCAACAGCGCUGAAUUAUCCAACAUCUUCCUUGCUGAAGACCACUACUUCACCAAGGACAUUGUUCCUGGCCAUCCUCUUCACCCUAUCAAGAAUCAAGAAGCAGGCGUCUUUUUGGCCGAUACGGAUACAGAACAGUGGAGACUUGCGCAUAAGUUCCUUCCACCUGCGCUGGGACCGAAGGCUGUGAGGCAUUAUGCGCCUACCAUGCAGCGCACAGUUGAGUCGUCGUUCAAGGUCUUUGACGAGCUUGACCAGAAGGGCGAAGCUUGGAACGUUUACCAGUAUAUGCUGAAGCUUGGAUCUCAAGCUGUAGGCAAGCUCGUGUUAGGUAUGGACUUUGCCCACUUUGAGGAAGUUGACGCCCCUCUGCAUGAGAUGGUUCUCAAGAUUGCGGAGAACUUGGAACUGAAUAAGCGUGUGUCUUCUAUGGGUGCUUGGUAUGCCAAGAUGCCUUUUGGCGAUCCUAAGAAGGUGAGGGAUACUAUGGCUAGAAUCAUGGAGAUGAUGGAUGAGUCCAUUGCAAGAGCUUCGAAGGGUCAAGAGGAUCUGGAGCUUCAGGAUGCGGCUCUCAAGGCUGACAAUGUUGUUGACUACUUCCUCCGAGCUACGGAUAACAAGGGUAACAAGCUCCCACCUUCACAGUUCGCCCCCGCGCUCCUAGUCGCCACAGCCGCCGGCUUCACGACCACAUCCUCUCUGUUGUCAUGGUUGAUCUACAGUCUUGUCAAGUACCCAGGAAACCAGGACCGUCUUCUCCAAGAACUGAUCGACAACGACUGGGAUGAAGAUACGCAAGUCACAGCCGACACCACAGCGAAACUGACCUUCCUCGACAAAUUCAUCAAGGAAACACAACGUCUUCACAACCCGUCUUUCCAGCCCGGCCGCACAGCAAAGGUAGAUAUGAUCCUACCGGGCGGCUACCGUCUUCCCAAGGGUGCGGUUGUUAUCUCAGCACUACACCACAUGCACAAUAACAAGGACGUGUGGGAGAAUCCCGGCCGUUUCGAUCCUGAUCGUUGGGAUACAGAACAGGUCAAGAAUAGACCUCCUGGGUCAUACAUUCCUUUCGCGACGGGACCAAGAAUGUGCGUCGGAUUCAACUUUGCGUUGCAGGAGAUCAAGGUCUUCUUGCCAAAGCUUGUUUAUCGGUAUAAGUUCAGUUUGGCGCAAGAUGGCCCGAUUGAGUACGACCCGUACUUUCAGCUUAUUCGGCCGAAUAACUUGUAUAUUCAGGCUGAGAAGAGAGUGAAGUGGCCGCCCAAGUCGGAGUAG
This is a messenger RNA of Fusarium coffeatum, 1653 nucleotides long. RefSeq lists its product as uncharacterized. Lineage: Eukaryota; Fungi; Ascomycota; Sordariomycetes; Hypocreales; Nectriaceae. The record is from RefSeq and is a predicted model, not a curated record. Bases 1 to 1653 code for a protein of 550 amino acids. The transcript has 3 exons. Gene Ontology annotation, molecular function: heme binding; monooxygenase activity; oxidoreductase activity, acting on paired donors, with incorporation or reduction of molecular oxygen.